AAAGACAGGAUGGGCACCACUGGAAAAGUUAUUAAAUGUAAAGCAGCUGUGCUAUGGGAACAGAAGAAUCCCUUUUCCAUUGAGGAAACAGAAGUUGCCCCAUCAAAGGCUAAAGAAGUCUGUAGUAAGACUUUGGCCAUGGGAAUCUGUUGGACAAAUGAGCACAAGACAAAAGGAGCAGUAGUGUCUAAGUUUCCAGUGACUGUGGGACAUGAAGCCACUGGGGUUGUGGAGAGCAUUAGAGAAGGAGUCACUAUGGUGAGACCAGGUGUGACAGUCAUCCCCGUCUUUCUGCGUCAGUGUAGAGAAUGCAAUGCUUGUCGCGACCCAGAUGGCAACCUUUGUGUAAGGAGUGACGUUACUGGUCAUGGAGUCCUGGUUGAUGGCACCACCAGAUUUACGUGCAGGGGCAAACUAGUCUAUCACUUCAUGAGCACUAGUACAUUUACUGAGUACACGGUGGUGGAUGAAACUUCCGUUGCUAAGAUCGAUGAUGCAGCUCAUCCUGAGAAAGUCUGCUGAAUUGGAUGUGGAUUUUCCACUGGAUAUGGGACUGCUAUUAAAACUGGCAAGGUCACCCGUGGUUCAACUUGUGUGGCCUUUGGCCUGGGAAGAGUUGGCCUUUUGGUCAUCAUGGGCUGUAAGUCAGCUGGUGCAUCCAGGAUCAUUGGGAUUGACCUCAACAAAGACAAAUUUGAAAAGGCCGUGGCUGUCAGAGCCACUGAGUGCAUCAGCCCAAAGGACUCCACCAAGCCCAUCAGUGAGGCGCUAAAAGAAUUGACAGGCGACACUUUGGGCUACAGUUUUGAAGUUAUUGGGCAUCUUGAAACUAUGAUUGAUGCCCUUGCAUCCUGCAGCAUGAACUAUGGGGUCUGCGUGGUGGUAGAGGCUCCUCUAUCAGCCAAGAUGCUCACCUAUGACCCAGUGCGGCUCUGCGCAGGACGCACACGGAAAGGAUGCGUUUUUGGAGGUUGGGAAAGCAGAGAUGAUGUUCCAAAACUAGUGACUGAUUUCCUGGAAAAGAAAUUUGACCUGGACCAAGUGACAACCCAUGUUUUCCCUUUUAAACAAAUCAAUGAAGGCUCUGAACUGCUCUACUCACAUCAAAGCAUUCGAACUGUCCUGACAUUUUGA
Messenger RNA from Lagenorhynchus albirostris (white-beaked dolphin), 1134 nucleotides. RefSeq names its product alcohol dehydrogenase 7 (class IV), mu or sigma polypeptide (gene ADH7). Gene Ontology annotation, cellular component: cytosol. Gene Ontology annotation, molecular function: zinc ion binding; all-trans-retinol dehydrogenase (NAD+) activity. Gene Ontology annotation, biological process: retinol metabolic process; retinoic acid metabolic process. The record is from RefSeq and is a predicted model, not a curated record. Lineage: Eukaryota; Metazoa; Chordata; Mammalia; Artiodactyla; Delphinidae. The transcript has 10 exons.